GGUCUGGCCCGCCGCAGGGAGGGACCGCGGGCGAGCCGGGAGCCGGAUCCAGGCGCGGGAGGAUGGGGAACGCCGACUCCAAGCUCAACUUCAGGAAGGCGGUGAUCCAGCUCACCACCAAGACCCAGCCUGUAGAGGCAACAGAUGAUGCCUUCUGGGACCAAUUCUGGGCAGAUACAGCUACUUCAGUCCAAGAUGUCUUUGCUCUGGUUCCUGCUGCUGAAAUCAGAGCUGUGAGGGAAGAAUCUCCUUCAAAUUUGGCCACUUUAUGUUACAAGGCAGUGGAAAAGCUGGUGCAGGGAGCUGAGAGCGGCUGUCACUUUGAGAAGGAAAAGCAGAUUGUUCUGAAUUGUAGCCGCCUCUUGACCCGCAUCCUACCCUACAUCUUUGAAGAUCCUGACUGGAGAGGGUUCUUUUGGUCAACUGUCCCUGGGGCUGGACGAGGAGGGGGAGACGAAGAUGAUGAAAAUGCUAGGCCUCUUGCUGAGUCAUUACUUCUGGCUAUUGCAGAUUUGCUCUUCUGUCCAGAAUUCACUGUCCAGAGCCAUCGAAAAAACAAUGUGGAUACAGCCGAGGAUAUCCACGCAAUUGAUAGCUGUGAAUACAUCUGGGAAGCUGGUGUUGGGUUUGCCCAUUCCCCAUCACCCAACUUCUUUUAUGAUUUAAACAGGUCAGAGCUGUUGAAACUCCUGCUGACAUGUUUCUCAGAGGUUAUGUAUCUGCCCCCCUCCUCGGAUAGCAGCAACACUAAUCCCUGGGUCCAAUUCUUCUGUUCCACUGAGAACAGGCACGCACUACCACUGUUCACUUCCCUCUUGAAUAUCGUCUGUGCUUAUGAUCCGGUGGGCUAUGGGAUCCCUUACAACCACUUGCUCUUCUCGGACUAUCGUGAACCCCUGGUGGAGCAGGCUGUCCAAGUCCUGAUAGUCACAUUGGACUAUGACACUUCCACCAGCUCCAGUCCCACAGUAGAUGGUACUACUACUGGAACAGUCAUGGAUGAUGCAGAUCCUCCAGGACCAGAAAACCUGUUUGUAAAUUACCUGUCUAGGAUACACAGAGAAGAGGAUUUCCAGUUCAUUCUGAAAGGAGUGGCUCGUCUCCUCUCCAAUCCAUUGCUUCAAACCUACCUGCCAAACUCUACCAAAAAGAUUCAAUUCCAUCAGGAACUCCUGGUUCUCUUCUGGAAACUCUGUGAUUUCAAUAAGAAAUUUCUCUUCUUUGUGCUGAAGAGUAGUGAUGUCCUAGACAUCCUGGUGCCAAUUCUCUUCUUCCUUAAUGAUGCCAGAGCAGAUCAAUCUCGAGUUGGGCUUAUGCAUAUUGGUGUCUUCAUCCUAUUACUACUGAGUGGGGAGAGAAAUUUUGGGGUUCGCUUGAACAAGCCGUAUUCUGUACGAGUACCAAUGGAUAUCCCUGUAUUUACAGGGACGCACGCAGAUCUUCUAAUCAUUGUCUUUCACAGGAUCAUCACCAGUGGGCACCAGCGGCUGCAGCCCCUUUUUGACUGCCUCCUUACCAUCAUUGUGAAUGUAUCUCCAUACUUGAAGUCUCUUUCCAUGGUAGCGGCUAACAAACUUCUGCACCUGUUGGAAGCCUUUUCAACCACCUGGUUCCUCUUCUCCACUGUUCAGAACCAUCAUCUUGUCUUCUUUUUGCUGGAGGUUUUCAAUAACAUCAUCCAAUAUCAGUUUGAUGGCAAUUCCAAUUUGGUGUAUGCCAUUAUUCGCAAGCGAAAUGUGUUCCAUCAGCUGGCCAAUCUGCCUACUGACUUGCAGUCCAUCCAGAAAGCUUUGCAGCGCAAAAAGAAAGCUCCUGAACCUAUAUCUCGCACCAACUCCCAAGAGGGAGUGUCCAUGGAAGGGUCCCGGCCAGCUGCACCUGCUGAGCCGGGGACGCUGAAGGCCAGCUUAGUAGCAACUCCAGGCAUCGACAAACUCACAGAGAAAUCCCAGGUAUCAGAGGAUGGGACAAUGCGCUCCCUAGAGCCAGAGUCUUCAGAGUCUCCAGCAGAAGGCAGCCCCCUUGGCAUUGUCAGUGACACAGAAUCUUGGAGUGGGGAAUCCUCACAGCCUAAGCGGGAUCGACGGCGUCUGUCCAGUGUAUCCACAACUGGGCAGUGGAAUCCAACUCCUGAAUGGGUGGUAUCUUGGAAAUCAAAGCUGCCCUUACAGACAAUCAUGCGGCUCUUACAAGUCCUAGUUCCCCAGGUAGAGAAGAUUUGCAUUGACAAGGGCCUCACAGACGAGUCUGAGAUUCUGAAAUUCUUGCAACAUGGCACAUUGGUGGGGCUACUUCCUGUCCCUCAUCCCAUCCUGAUCCGCAAAUACCAGGCUAACUCUGGUACUGCUAUGUGGUUCCGUACCUACAUGUGGGGAGUUAUUUAUUUGAGGAAUGUGGAUCCUCCCAUUUGGUAUGACACAGAUGUAAAGCUAUUUGAAAUUCAGCGAGUCUAAGGAAUGGGAACUUGCCUCUGUUUGGAGGAAAACACUGGAAACAAGGAUCUUGCUGUGCGCUUCUUCAUCACAGCUCUUCCUUCAUUUCACUGCCUGCUGAGUGAUCCAAAAGACAAUCGCUUUCAUUUAUUGACCUGCCACUUUAAAGCUCAGAGACCUUUCCUAACAAUCUUUUUCCUAACUCCCUAGGAACGUUGAUGGAAAGAUAUGCAAGGAAAGGCAGCUUUGAUGGUUACACUGAAAACCAAACAAUCUCUCAUCAAGUUCUCCUUGUGGUUCUGGGUGCAAUUCUGGAACUGACUAGCUAGAGAAGCAGUCUUUUCACUUCCUAGUCAGAUCCAGCCUUUAAAUUAAAAGGACACUGAAUGUAAAGAGCUAUAAACUGGACCAGUGAAGGAAGUGCUACUACAGGAGGUAGCUCUGUGGUUCUUUCCCAAAGAAUGUAUCCUAACACCUCUUCAUGUUGCAGCCCCCUUGCUGCUGUCUUGCGUUAUUGUACCUAGAUAGAGUGAGGUAGUAGCUUCACGUAAUAGUGACUAUGGGGCUCUAUUUAUUUAAGUCACUUCAGGUCAAUUUUCUGGGUUUGGUUGGUCCUCUCUUUCCUGCCAUUGCAAAUGUGUUUAAUUACUUUGUACUGGUGCUGUAAUGCAGCAUCCACAUUUCUAAUUCCCUUGUCCUUCCUUGCCUUGGAGGUACUCAUUUAAAAGAUGGAUGCGUGUCUAAGAAUCUGUGUUUAUCACAAGAAUUGUUGUUGGAAAGCUGAACUAAUGUGGGAUGAAAUGGACACAUGUUAUUUUUCAGGGAUUUAGAGAAAAUCUUUUUUGUUUUGAAAUAUAAAAAAUGUGGGCAGUAAGACUGCUGGAAUGGAGUUUAAUUCUUUUGGAAGCUGCAUAGUGUGGCUUCUAUUCUAGGUUGAUUAAGCUAGACUGUAAUAGAGUCAAUGUUUUUAAAAAUGGGAAUUUCUAUCUAGCAGAGUUUAUAAGAGAUUGGUGAAGGGGGAUCAAUAGAAUGUGAACCCAGCCCAAGUUAUUCCAUUUUCUAAUUUUGUUUCUCAUAAUUCAGAUAUGGGCCAUGGAAUGGCAAGUCCAUUCAUCACUAGCUUAUAAGAUUUUCAGACAAACUUUCAAGGGUCCAUAGGCCACAGUUUGAAAUCACAGCAGUAUACAACUGCUGUUCCUCACUAUUGCAGAUGGCAGUCAUCACCUCUUUGACAACCUUAUCUGACUCCUAACCUGAGAUUCUGAGAUUUGGCAGGCCAUUUUUCCUGUGGUCCUUCAUUCCCCACCCUCUUCUUACAAAGUUUUACUGAUGCCAUAGAAAAGUAUGACUAGGUAUGCCAAACUUAGUACCAAUGCAAUUUGCUUGUUUAGAUAUUUUAGAUAGUAGUUAGUAACUUGUAGUCCUCCGGAUGUUUUAGCCCACAACUCCCAUCAGCCCUAGGCAGCAUAGCCAAUAGUGAAGGAUUAUGGGAAUUGUAGGACAAAACAUCUGAAGAGCCACAUGUUGCCCACCCCUGUUUUAGGACAUUCUAUCAUUGAAUGAAGUAGGAAAUUUCUAAAUAUUAUCUAGACUUCAAUAUAUAGAUAGAAGGUGAAAAAUAGAUUCAAAGGCCAUUUUCUCUCCUUGAAAUCCUUCCAUUUCACCCUUUCCUCAUUGACAAAAUGCAUCUAUUUAUUUCACCUUACAUCCCUACUGACAGAUUGAAGUCUAUAUUUUCUUUGAAAUUAUUUUGGUUUUUCAAAUGUGAUUCGGUAAUGCCCUAGUAAAGGUCUGGCUGAUUGUACCACAUUUGCACCUCACAGCAGGGGGAAAACUUCCUUUAUGAGACACUGAUCUCACUUUCCUGAUCUCUCCCUCUCCCUCUCCCCCUCCCUCUCUCCCUCCCUCUCUCCCUCUCUCUCUCUCUCUCUCUCUCUCUCUCACACACACACACACACUUUGUGACAACACCCCCUCAUAUUUUUAUUUUAUGUUAAUGUGUUUUUUUCUUGUGGGUUUAUCUUGACUUUUUCAUUCUUUAGUGUUGCAGGUCUGCUCUUUGUUCCAUUAAAAUCAAAAUUGCACUGUAAACUAUUUGCUUUACUUAUAGAGAUAAAAUUAUCUUAAAACACUGCAACUGGCUUUACUCUUGUCUUUAUCAUAAGAGGUUUAUGAGCUUGUUUGUGUUACGGUUUGAUUUAUGUGACCUGACAUCCUUUGCAACAUGUACCUUUCCAUUAAAGGCAUGGCUGAACUGGUGCUCUUCGUUUGAC
Messenger RNA from Elgaria multicarinata webbii, 4705 nucleotides. It is a transcript of the gene HID1, whose product is annotated as HID1 domain containing. The coding region runs from base 63 to 2453 and encodes 796 amino acids. The transcript is spliced from 19 exons. Lineage: Eukaryota; Metazoa; Chordata; Lepidosauria; Squamata; Anguidae. Gene Ontology annotation, cellular component: membrane; Golgi trans cisterna; Golgi medial cisterna. The record is from RefSeq and is a predicted model, not a curated record.